Molecule: messenger RNA, 681 nt
Organism: Macrosiphum euphorbiae (potato aphid)
Lineage: Eukaryota; Metazoa; Arthropoda; Insecta; Hemiptera; Aphididae
Source: the annotation of a GenBank genome assembly
AUGGUGAAAAUACAACAAAGCGAAACAGCGAUAAUAAAUAAUAUAAAUAAGUUGCAAAAUACAGCAAACAGAGCCGAUAAAAGAAUAAAUGAAAUGGAAGUUAGACAGAUAAUGAAUGAACAAAGUGAGGAGUUAAAUGUUCUUUUAACACAACAUUCGUUUCAAACUCACAAUCUGGUAGCAAUAAUUAACACUGCUCAAUUGGGUCAUAUGCAUUCUAGCAUUAUUUAUGCAACAAAUUUCUUAGCAGAGUUACAACAGGUUCGAAUACAACUAGAUUCAAGAGAGAACUUUGCAGAGCAAGUCACAAUACAAAAUAUACAUAAAUUAAUGAGAAUGAGUAGCUUACAAGUGAUAAGAGUAGCAGAUACAUUAGUAUUCAUAAUAUCCAUUCCAAUCGUACAAAACAGAGAAUAUCGUGUAUAUAAAGGAAUUCCACUACCUAUAAAACAAAAAGAUUCAGUAUAUGCGUUAAUUCAGCCAACAAACAAAUACUUAGCCAUAUCCGAAGAUAACGUAUACUCAAUAUACAUAGAUGACAUACAGUUAAACAAAUGUAUACACAUGCAAGAGUAUUAUAUUUGUUCGAACACUCAGACGCACUAUAUUCAGGAAACGGAUAAUUGUGAAGCAAAAUUAUUCAGUAGUCAGGAUAAGGAAACGAUUCCAAAAGCAUGUUAA